This is a messenger RNA of Vespa mandarinia (Asian giant hornet), 1817 nucleotides long. RefSeq names its product Probable cytochrome P450 304a1 (gene Cyp304a1). Gene Ontology annotation, biological process: xenobiotic metabolic process. NCBI's taxonomy places the organism in Eukaryota, Metazoa, Arthropoda, Insecta, Hymenoptera, Vespidae. The record is from RefSeq and is a predicted model, not a curated record. Gene Ontology annotation, cellular component: intracellular membrane-bounded organelle; cytoplasm. Gene Ontology annotation, molecular function: iron ion binding; oxidoreductase activity, acting on paired donors, with incorporation or reduction of molecular oxygen, reduced flavin or flavoprotein as one donor, and incorporation of one atom of oxygen; heme binding.
GUAUAAUUUCUAUAAAACAGUAUUCUCCAACAAUACUUCAUGGUGUGUACAUCACAAAGAUGUUUUCUCUUUUAGUAAUAAUUGCUCUUCUCCUUAUAAUAUAUAAUUAUUACAAAUAUCUAAGCAGUAAACCACCAGGAACACCUCCAGGAAUCGUUGGAUUACCGAUAAUAGGAGUUUAUUGGUAUUGUUUAUGGUACAAUUACAAAUAUCCAUAUCAAUCGUUGGGUUAUUUUUCGAAGAAAUUAAAAUCUAAAUUGAUUAGUUGUUAUCUUGGAUCGUUUUUUACCGUAAUUGCUAACGAUUAUGAAAAUGCAAAAGAAAUAUUGCUCAGAGAAGAAUUCGAUGGUAAAUUAUCUGAUACUUACUUCAUAAAGGCACGAGCAUUUAAUAAAAAAUUGGGUAUAAUUUUUACUGAUGGAGAACAAUGGCGAGAACAAAGAAGAUUCGCUCUUCGUUAUAUGCGAGAUUUUGGAUUUGGUCGACGACACGAGAUAUUUGAAAUGAAUAGCAUGGAGGAAUUAAACAUUUUAAUGAAUAUGUUAAAAUAUGGUCCUGUAAACGAAGAUGAAAAGAAAAUUUGUAAAGACGGAUUGGCCCUUUUUCCUGAUGUUUUAUACACAUUCUUUAUUAAUAAUAUAUGGGAAAUUAUAUUUGGAUACAGAUUCGAACGUAGUAAAUACGAAAAGCUUCGUUACUUCGGUCGAAAGGGCAUGAAAUUUAUAAGAUCAACCGACUCAUUGGGUGGUUCUGUCUUUUUUUGGCCGAUCACAUGCUUUUUUGGAAAUUUAUUCUCAUUCAAAGACUCAAUGGAAUCGAACUAUGCUAUGAUAGACUUUAUAAAGAAAUAUUUGGAUAAAUAUAAAUUAAUGCACGAAAAAAAUGGCGAGCACGGAUUUAUAGGUAAAUACUUGAACAAAUUGAAAGAGGACAAUCUUCCAAUUUCCUUCUCAGAGGAAUAUCUUAUAAUAACAAUAUUAGAUUUCAUAUUGCCUACUGCAAUUACGACAGUCAGUCUUAUUACAUUUGCUAUUAAAUUUAUGAUAUAUUUUCCAAACGUUGCGAAAAAAGUUAGAGAAGAGAUACACGAGGUCGUUGGAAGUGGAAGAUUGGUUAGUUGGGAGGAUAGAAAUAAACUUCCAUAUACAGAAGCGACUAUACGCGAAACCAUGAGAUACGAAACGAUUACUCCACUUGGUAUUAUACAUAGAUCCACUAAGGAUACAAUAUUUCGAGGAUAUUUUAUUCCAAAUAAUACAGUUAUGAUAACCAAUAUCUCUGAGGUAAAUAAUGAUCCCGAUUUUUGGGGCGAUCCAGAGAAUUUUAGACCGGAAAGAUUUUUAAAGGAUGACGGUCAAUUAAAUAAAGAUUUAUCGAUACCUUUUGGCGCAGGUCACAGAUUGUGCGCCGGAGAAACAUUCGCGAGAUUUACGAUAUUUCAAGUUUUUGCUGCCUUAAUGCAAAACUUCGAUUUUUCUUUCGUCGAAGGUCAACCUACGAAAAUUGAAGAUAAAUAUCCUGGUAUAGUUAUUACUCCAAUGGAAAAUUGGAUUCGCCUAAAGCCAUACUCUUAAUCAGUCAGUACUGAUUAAGAAAAAAAAAAGAUAAUAUGUAAUUUAAUUUUAAAAGUAUCAAUGAUUUACCAACGGAUAAAGAGCGAUGGUGUAAUAAAUACUAUUGCAUGAGAUAAAAUUAUUAUAUUUACAUGGAGUAUGUAAAUUUGAUUGAUCUACUUUACCACAGUUAAUAAUCAGGAAGAAUUUUCAUGAUAGUAUUCUGAACAUAUGAAGAACAACAAUUCAUUAAAAUUAAAAAAA